GGAUUUCCGUUGAGCUUGCGGAUGACCCUUGGGCGUCCUUCUGAGGCAGCUAAGCGAGGGUUGAGAAAGCUUUGCGGAGAUGGGGUGGCAGGAUGAGAAAGCUUUGGAAGGCCGAAGCGGGGAUCCUGAGGAGGAGGAGGAAGAAGAAGAGCUUGUGGAUCCUUUAACUGCUAUCAGAGAGCAUUGUGAACAGAUGGAAAAAUGCGUGAAAGCUCGGGAACGUUUGCAGGAGUGUGAUGCUCGAGUGUCAUCCAGGUCCCAUACAGAGGAGCAGUGUACAGAGGAGCUGUUUGACUUCUUGCAUGCUAGAGACCAUUGUGUGGCUCAUAAACUCUUCUCCAAAUUGAAAUAAAUGUUCAUACAAGUGAUGAAAACCUGAACUUGUUCCAAUUGAGUAAAUAUGCUGCCCUGCAUUGAGAAUACAUGGAACUAGCUCUCUGAUAGUUCUGAGGAAAUUUUGUAGUUGCCAUCAGGAGACAUCUGUGUUCUGUGGAAGAUUUGCAGCUGCUAACAAAGUGUUUAUGUAGAUUCCAAUAUUAAACAUAUUUCCUGUCAAA
Rhineura floridana is the source of this 557-nucleotide messenger RNA. RefSeq names its product cytochrome b-c1 complex subunit 6, mitochondrial. NCBI's taxonomy places the organism in Eukaryota, Metazoa, Chordata, Lepidosauria, Squamata, Rhineuridae. The record is from RefSeq and is a predicted model, not a curated record. The transcript has 4 exons. Bases 80 to 352 code for a protein of 90 amino acids. Gene Ontology annotation, biological process: mitochondrial electron transport, ubiquinol to cytochrome c.